Messenger RNA from Mangifera indica (mango), 1744 nucleotides. RefSeq names its product protein HEAT STRESS TOLERANT DWD 1. The transcript has 12 exons. The record is from RefSeq and is a predicted model, not a curated record. Bases 113 to 1537 code for a protein of 474 amino acids. Gene Ontology annotation, molecular function: protein binding. Lineage: Eukaryota; Viridiplantae; Streptophyta; Magnoliopsida; Sapindales; Anacardiaceae.
AAAAAUAAAACCCAGGUAAUAAAAGCGGCGUAAAACCCUAGCUCCACUGCAAAACCCACAAAGCACCAAAACUGUCAUCACCCACAAAAACGAAAACGAAGAAAAAUUAACAAUGGUUCGCAGCCUCAAGAACCCUAAAAAGGCCAAGAGGAAGAACAAGGGCUCCAAAGGAGAUGGGUCAUCAUCGUCUUCUUCAGCACCGUCAUUGCCUACAAAGGUGUGGCAACCAGGAGUUGAUAAGUUAGAGGAAGGAGAAGAGCUUCAGUGUGACCCAACUGCCUACAAUUCCCUUCACGCCUUUCACAUCGGUUGGCCUUGUUUAAGCUUUGAUGUAGUGUGUGAUACAUUGGGUUUGGUGCGGAAUGAAUUUCCACACACAGUGUAUUUUGUUGCUGGGACUCAGGCAGAGAAAGCUGCUUGGAAUUCUAUUGGAGUGUUUAAAGUAUCUAACAUUUCUGGGAAAAGGCAUGACUUGGUGCCUAAAGCUGCUGCUGGAGAUGACGAUAUGGAUAGUGAAAGUGGUGAUAGUGAUGAAGAUAGUGAAGAUGAGAGGGAAGGUGGUUCGGGUUCACCAACUUUGCAGUUACGCAAGGUUGCUCAUCAAGGAUGUGUUAAUCGCAUACGUGCCAUGGCAAAAAAUCCCCAUAUAUGCGCAUCUUGGGGAGACACUGGUCAUGUGCAGGUAUGGGAUUUUCGCUCUCAUCUAAAUGCUUUAGCUGAAUCGGAAAUAGAAGCUAGCCAGGGAGCUUCUCAGGUUUUUAAUCAGACUCCAUUAGUUAAGUUUGGGGGGCACAAGGAUGAGGGCUAUGCGAUAGAUUGGAAUCCUGUUACUCCUGGAAGACUUGCAACUGGGGACUGCAAGAGUUACAUUCAUUUAUGGGAGCCUGCAUCUGAUUCUACCUGGAAUGUUGAUCCUAAACCUUUUGUUGGACAUUCUGCAAGUGUUGAAGAUCUACAAUGGAGCCCUACAGAAUCUGAUGUAUUUGCCUCUUGUUCUGUGGAUGGAACCAUAGCAAUUUGGGAUGCACGUGUUGGAAAGUCAGCAUUAACUUCUUUUAAGGCACAUAACGCGGAUGUGAAUGUAAUCUCAUGGAACAGGCUGGCAAGCUGUCUUUUGGCAUCUGGAAGUGAUGAUGGAACGUUUUCCAUUCAUGAUCUAAGAUUGCUCAAGGGAGGAGAUUCUGUUGUAGCACAUUUUGAGUACCAUAAACACCCUAUUACAUCCAUUGAGUGGAGUCCACAUGAAGGCUCUACUUUGGCAGUUUCAUCAUCUGACAAUCAGUUAACGAUAUGGGACCUUUCUUUGGAAAAGGACGAGGAAGAGGAAGCAGAAUUCAAAGCUAAAACAAAAGAGCAAGUAAAUGCCCCAGAAGAUUUACCUCCUCAACUACUGUUUGUGCAUCAGGGACAAAAAGACUUGAAAGAGCUUCAUUGGCAUAAUCAGAUACCUGGAAUGAUUGUAUCAACUGCAGCCGAUGGUUUUAACAUUCUGAUGCCUUCCAACAUACAAAGUACCCUUCCACAGACUGUUGCUUGAGAGUAUAAUGUUGCCAUGCUGCCGAGAGGCUGCCAAUGCAUCAUCAUGGCAGCCGGGUUAGAUUCGUAAAUUAUCAGUUACUGAACUGUGGGAAGAAAAGUUGGUUUUUUUAAUCUUCUGGACACAGGGUGAGAUUUGUUUGCUUGCUGUUGCUCCCAAAGAUUUCGUGUAAACUGCCAUAGGUGUGUUAAGAGAUUUUUUUGGCAA